Molecule: messenger RNA, 1672 nt
Organism: Trichoderma harzianum CBS 226.95
Lineage: Eukaryota; Fungi; Ascomycota; Sordariomycetes; Hypocreales; Hypocreaceae
Exons: 7
Coding region: 1-1620 (539 amino acids)
Biological process (GO): transmembrane transport
Molecular function (GO): transmembrane transporter activity
Source: RefSeq, a predicted model, not a curated record
AUGACCAUUGAUCUCAAGUCGACCGAAGCCGACGAUGUUAGGCAGCAACAUCAGUCUAAAUCCGAACAGCAAUCCAGUGGAAGCGAUGUUCUUGUCAGCGAUGCAGAACGGGACGAAAUAACCUUGAGCCGAGCACGAACAAUCGAAAGCCAGCACAGCCUUACCGUAGGAAAAGAUGGCUACAUCGUGGAGUUUGACGGCGCCGAUGAUCCCAUUCAUCCGCAAAAUUGGCCUAUGAGGACAAAGGCUAUAAUUACUGCGAUAUUGUCUAUCACUACAUUUAUCACGACUUUCGCCAGUGGAAUAUACGCGCCCGCCAUUUCGACAAUAGCAGCAGACUAUAAAGUUGCUCCAGAAGUUGCCACACUCGGCGUCACACUUUAUGUCCUGGGGUUUUCGGCAGGACCGGUGUUAUGGGGACCACUCUCUGAAAUCAAGGGGCGUCGUCUGCCUCUCGUCGUUGCCGCCUUCGGAACUGCGAUUUUCCACUUCGCCGUAGCAGUUUCCAAAGAUCUUCAAAGCAUCAUGAUCAACCGCUUCUUUGCAGGUUUUUUUGGAACCAGUCCUCUUGCUGUGGGCGGCGCUGUGUUUGUGGAUUUGUUUGACAACAAGACUCGCGGCAUUGCAGUGACAAUUUUCACAUUGUCUGUUUUCAUUGGCCCAAUGUUCUCACCAUUCAUCGGAGGCUUCAUUGUCACGAGCCAUCUUGGCUGGCGGUGGACUCAGUAUCUUUCGGGCAUCCUCGCUUCCGCAGCGGCCGUGGCAAACUUUGUCUUUGUUCACGAGACUUAUCCGCCAAUUAUUUUGGCUCGAAAGGCAGCUGAGUUGCGUCGGAGAACACAGAACUGGGCUAUUCACGCCAAGCAAGAGGAAACCGAGGUCAACUUUCACGAAAUGGUUGAACGCAAUUUUAUCCGACCGCUUCACAUGCUUGUCGUCGAGCCAAUCGUCUUGCUAAUCAGUAUCUAUUCUGCGUUUAUUUAUGGACUACUAUAUCUGUUUCUCACUGCAUAUCCCAUUAUCUUCCAGGGAGUUUAUGGUAUGAGGCCAGGCAUCAGCGGUCUCCCCGAGUUGGGCGCCGUACUUGGCUGCAUUAUAACAGGCAUCAUAAUGGUUUUGAGAGCACCAAUCUAUAGGCGCAAACUUGAAGCAAACAACAAUAUGCCUGUGCCAGAAUGGCGACUCCCCGAAGCUAUGGUUGGAGCGGUUCUCUUCGCUGGUGGCAUGUUUUGGCUCGGUUGGUCAGGCUAUCGAAAAGAAGUUCACUGGAUUGUUCCAACAAUCGGUGGUGUUGUGACGGGGCUCGGCAUUUCAAUGGUUUUUCUUCAGGCGUUCAAUUAUCUUAUUGACGCUUACCUGAUGCUUGCGGCGUCAGCCCUAGCAGCCAAUACCUUUCUGCGAUCGUUAUUUGGUGCUAUAUUCCCUCUUUUCGCCUCUUAUAUGUUUAAGGGGAUGGGCAUACAAUGGGCAAUGACGUUAUUGGGGUGUGUUGCGGCUCUGCUGGCGCCUGUGCCCGUCAUUUUCUACAUCAAGGGCGCACAGAUUCGAAAAGUGAGCAAAUACACGCCCAAGCUCCCUCCUCCAGCGGCAACUUCGAAGCCUGAAAAAGAAGAGGUUUAAAAUUUACGGAUGAGAAUAAAGGAGAUUGUGGGAUUAUGACAAGUUUUAAUCA